CCCUCCAGCCGGGGGUGCUCUAGAUGCUGCGCGGAGACCCUCUGCACCCCUGCGAACAUGGCGCUGCGAGUGGCGCGGAGCGUGCGGGCCGCGGUCUGCAGCCUGCGCGCCAUCUCUGCGCCCAACGCGCCCUGCCCGCCGCGGCCCUGGGGACUACGGGCGGGCGCCGUCCGGGCGCUGCGCACCGGUCCCGUUCUGCUGUCGGGUCGUAAAUUCACAGACAAACAUGAAUGGGUAACAACAGAAAACGGUGUUGGAACAGUGGGAAUCAGCAAUUUUGCACAGGAAGCUUUGGGAGAUGUUGUUUACUGUAGUCUGCCUGAAGUUGGGACAAAAUUGAACAAACAAGAGGAAUUUGGUCCUUUGGAAAGUGUGAAAGCUGCUAGUGAACUCUAUUCUCCUCUAUCAGGAGAAGUAACUGAAAUUAAUGAAGCUCUAGCAGAAAAUCCAGGACUUGUCAACAAAUCUUGUUAUGAAGAUGGUUGGCUGAUCAAGAUGACACUCAGUAACCCUUCAGAACUAGAUGAACUAAUGAGUGAAGAAGCAUAUGAGAAAUACAUAAAAUCUAUUGAGGAGUGAAAAUGGAACCCCUAAAUAAACUAGUUUGAAACAA
Messenger RNA from Lagenorhynchus albirostris (white-beaked dolphin), 613 nucleotides. RefSeq names its product glycine cleavage system H protein, mitochondrial-like. Gene Ontology annotation, cellular component: glycine cleavage complex; mitochondrion; cytoplasm. Bases 58 to 579 code for a protein of 173 amino acids. Lineage: Eukaryota; Metazoa; Chordata; Mammalia; Artiodactyla; Delphinidae. Gene Ontology annotation, biological process: protein lipoylation; glycine decarboxylation via glycine cleavage system. The transcript has a single exon. The record is from RefSeq and is a predicted model, not a curated record.